Messenger RNA from Acaulospora morrowiae, 2298 nucleotides. The record is from the annotation of a GenBank genome assembly. NCBI's taxonomy places the organism in Eukaryota, Fungi, Glomeromycota, Glomeromycetes, Diversisporales, Acaulosporaceae.
AUGUCUAUACCUCAACAAUUUAAUUCAGAUAACCAGCCACCUACUGCACCGUUUACCUUCCAGGCGGAUCGCGUUCAAACUUCAGAUUUUGAUGAUAUCACCUAUUCAAACUUUUCGCUCUAUAACAACGUGUUAAAAUCUCGUGAUUCCGAAUCUUAUUCGGCUAUCUCUAGCAACGGAGAAUCGUUUGUGGAAUACCGUGAUUCCCAAAACGAUGCGCAACUUCAUUAUCUGGAUCCUCCGUUUAUGGACGGCGAGAUAAACUGGUCUGGAACAAAUCAAACCUUGAGCGCCAAAUUUAACCCUUAUUCAGUUGACACACUCGUUUGUCAUAUGACCAGAAAAGUUCCAACGGAAGAAUGGAAAGGCGAAAUUUUGCAUCCCGACCAACAGGUUUACGAAUUUUCUUUUUUUGACAGGAACAACAGUCGGGCAGUAUUUUACAACGAUUCGUAUUUGAAAAUUGUGAAAGCGGCAGAAUGUGACAAGGAGCAAAAGAUCCCGCGUAUAGUGACGAUAAUAAACUUGUGCAAGGUUUAUUGGGAUUACGCUAGACUAAUAGAAGCUCGUGUUGAGAAGCUAAAAUCUCAAGGUAAAGAAACACUCGCCGAGUUGAAGACGUUUCAGUGGAUUCUUAUGAUAUGGGAGCUAUGUGGAAUUAUUUAUAUCAAUCCGAAAAAAGAAUAUUACGAAGAAUUGUCACACUUGGGACAAAAUUCCUACGGGAGGUUAUCGAACGAAUUGAAAAACUGGUCGAACAAAUGGCUUCCCUUGCUUGUCCCUUUGGAGGAUUAUGAUGCACAAUUGGAAGAGAGCAUAUCUCCCCAAGAAGAAAAGGUAUUUUGGCCCUACCUACGGAGAUUGGUUCUCAGGGGUUCGUCAAAAGCAAUAGAUUUGUUAAAUUUGGUUUCAGAAAAAGAUAUUGAAGAUAAAUUUCUGAAAGAAUACAUAGACAAAAUCACACAAAUCCUGUCAUCACGACCUCAUUUCAAGUCCCAGGAUCUCGAGAAAUUUUCUGUCUCUUUCAAAACUUGGCGUGAUAAAAUUAGAGCAUGUGAAAAAGAACUUAACAAUCAACAAGAUGAACCUUCCUCUGAAAAUAUUAUAUCGAUCUUGAAAAUAUUACGUGGAGACAUUAAUUCUAUUAUCGAGGAAAGCAACUCGUGGAUAGAGGCACUUAUGAGCAUGGCGAUUUCUCACCCACUAUGGGACGUACAAAACUUGAGAGAAAAAACUCGUGAUUGUCUUUUACAUUUUCCCAUGGACGAAAAUACUAAAGCUUUAGAUAAAGUUCUAGCUUCGUUAUUAGUUAGGGACCCUGAACAAGGAAUCAAACUUUGCGAGAAAAUUGACGUGUGGUUGGUCGCUCAUUUGUCCGAUAUGUUUAAUAAGUUUGAACUGGUUGGAAAGAUUAGGUUUCAAGGUUCUCAAAUGCAACGUCGUGUGAAUCCCUAUAGUUCAGAGUCAGAUAUGGAUAUACGAGAAUUAUCUUUACUGAAUUUUGCCGAAUCAUUAGUGUUUCAUCACUCGCUCUGGCAGCUAGCUUUCAAAUAUUUUGAAUUAUGUGAAGCAUAUGGAAAGUUUUACAUAGCAGAAUGUAUUAUGAGGAUUCCAUUCGAUAGCGAGUUUAAAUUAAGCAAAAUAUUGAACAUAUGUCGAUCCAAUAGACUGGAUUUUCAAGAAAAAACCAUACUGAGGGUGGCUGGUAAAAGAUAUUUACAAGAAGAGAGAUAUGCCUCAUCCAUCAAAUACUUUAUGGAUGCCGGUGAUACUGCGUCAUUAGAAGUCAUUUUUCGUAUAUUUUUGGAUUACUAUACAAACACGGGCAACUUGGGUAUAUUCAAAUACAUGGAGAGCGUUCAGCUUGAUGAAUCAUCGCCGGAUUCCAUGAAGUUUUUGUCGAAAUAUCGACUGUUUCACGAGUUGAUGCAAGUAGGUGAUUUUCAGACAGCAAGAGCGUACAUUAUGGAAUUAAUAUGUUCCCAGAUCGCGCCCACAACAUUUUUACCAGUGCUAUUGGUCAAUACACUUCCAUUAUUUCAUGAGGCAAAAAAAAGUGGCACGGUCAUCUUGACAAAUGCAGAUAAUUUUGAAAUUCUACGAAACUUAUAUAAUCUCGUGCACGGGAUGUACCAAGAGGAAUGUGCGUCAUGUCUCGAACGAAUGCGUGUUUGGCACACUUACGUUAACGGAUAUGCUGAUAUAAACGAGAAAUUGUCGAUUCUGUGGACGGCGGUCAACGAUAAUCAGUUGAUUGUUUACAAAUACGGUGAAGAAUCUAAUCCAUUCUGGAACUAA